This is a messenger RNA of Macadamia integrifolia, 807 nucleotides long. RefSeq lists its product as uncharacterized. The coding region runs from base 1 to 807 and encodes 268 amino acids. The record is from RefSeq and is a predicted model, not a curated record. The transcript has a single exon. Lineage: Eukaryota; Viridiplantae; Streptophyta; Magnoliopsida; Proteales; Proteaceae.
AUGAGGAGGAAUAAGAACGCAAUCAGAUCAAUUAAGAAGCAAGACGGCUCUGUGGUUGAUGAUCCCAUCCAAAUAGGGAACUACAUAGCUGACUUCUAUGAGAAUUUUCACAAAGCAACCCCGACGGUUCAGCAUGAGAAAUUACUGGACAAUAUUCCCUUGAUCCUAAACCAAGCUAAUCAUUACCACAUAGAUGCCUUUCCUGGCGAUGCAGAGAUCAAAAGGGUUGUGUGGAAGCUUGAUCCGAACAGCUUGCCAGGUCCUGACGGCUUCCCUGGGGCUUUCUUCAGAAGAUGCUGGCAAAUUGUGAAAAAAGAAGUGAGCAACGCGGUCAGAUAUUUUUUCAGCUCAAGCUGCAUGCUGCAGGGUGUGAACAAUAAUUUCCUUGUGCUGAUCCCUAAGGUAGAUGGGGCAGAUAACCUAGGAAACUUCCGACCCCUAUGCAUGGGAAACUUCUUCUGUAAAAUUAUUACAAAGGUGAUGGCAUUGAUGUUGGAGCCUCUUCUUCGCAGAUUAAUAUCUGAUGAGCAAGGCGCUUUCCAAAAAGGAAAGAUUAUUCAUGACAAUAUUAUGGUUGCUUCAGAGCUUGCGAACUUGAUGUUCUCUUCCAACAGAGGAGGGGGUAUCGGCAUAAAAAUCGACAUCAGAAAAGCCUAUGACACAAUUGACUGGACGUUUAUUUUUUAUGUUCUGCAUAGAUUCGAUUUCUCUGAGAGAUGGAUCGGAUGGCUCAACCAAAUUCUAAUAUCUUCUAAGAUAUCAAUUCUAGUUAAUGGAGGACCGCAAAGUUUUUUUAAUGUGGAAUGA